AUGCACAGCAACCUGGCGGAUGGUUCAACACAAUUCCAAUCAGUACACAGCUACUACACUGGUGUUAAGCUCAAUCUAAUAUCAAAGGGCUGCUUCAGAAAUGUAAAAGGACCACUGAAAUCAGAUACUCUAAGCUUCCUUCAAUCUCCAAUUGCAAGUGCACAAUAUGAACCUCUAAAAUGGUCACAGCCUGUGCCCAUUUCACGCAGCAACCUCACGCAGAGAAUGAACUAG
Molecule: messenger RNA, 234 nt
Organism: Sphenostylis stenocarpa
Lineage: Eukaryota; Viridiplantae; Streptophyta; Magnoliopsida; Fabales; Fabaceae
Source: the annotation of a GenBank genome assembly